AUGGGUGAUAUGGGUGAUAUGGGUGAUAUGGGUGAUGUGGGUGAUAUGGGUGAUAUGGGUGAUAUGGGUGAUAUGGGUGAUAUGGGUGAUGUGGGUGAUAUGGGUGAUAUGGGUGAUAUGGGUGAUAUGGGUGAUGUGGGUGAUAUGGGUGAUAUGGCGUGUGAGAAUCGUGGGUGGGUGGGAACGUCAAGCGUCAUUGACACCAGCGUCAAAGCUCUGCGUGUUGACACGUGA
This is a messenger RNA of Closterium sp. Naga37s-1, 234 nucleotides long. NCBI's taxonomy places the organism in Eukaryota, Viridiplantae, Streptophyta, Zygnematophyceae, Desmidiales, Closteriaceae. The record is from the annotation of a GenBank genome assembly.